CCGCUGGCGCUGCUGUUCCCACUAUUACUUUGACAUCUAAGUAAGGGUUGAAGUAGAUGGCACAGCUGUUGUGGCCCUGUCUUCCCUCCGAUGGUGCGGCGUCGUCAAGGCGCCAGACCAUCGGAUGGUCCGGCGUCGCCGAGGCGCCGGACCAUCGAGGCAUCGGUCACAUCAGCUGCUGAUGCUGCUCAUCCCACUGUUGCUGCAGCUGCUGCAGUUGGAGUUGCUGCGGUUGCAGCAGCUGCUGGUGCUCCUGCUGGGUCCCUCUGCUGGUGCAGUUGUUGUGCCCCUGUCUUCCCUCCGAUGGUCCGACGUCGUCAAGGCGCCAGACCUUCGGAUGGUCCGGCGUCGUCGAGGCGCCGGACCAUCGAGGCGUCCGGCACAGCAGUUGCAGACGCUGUUGUUCCCACUGCGGUUGCAACAGUUGCUGGCGCUGUUGUUCCCACUGUUGCUGUAACAUCUAAGGGUUGGAGUAGAUGGCACAGCUGCUGUGCCCCUGUCUUCCCUCCGAUGGUCCGGCGUCGUCAAGGCGCCAUACCAUCGGAUGGUUCGGCGUCGUCGAGGCGUUGGACCAUCGAGGCGUCGGUCACAGCAGUUGUUGAUGUUGCUCAUCCCACUGUUUCUGCAGCUGCUGCGGUUGGAGUUGCUGUCAUUGCAGCAACUGCUGCGUCGUCGAGGCGCCGGACCAUGGAGGCGUCCGACACAGCAGGUGCAGACGCUGCUCUUCCCACUGCAAUUGCAGCAGCUGCUGGCGCUGUUGUUCUCACUGUUGCUGUGACAUAUGCUUGCUCCUCAGGGGUCUCUACGCCGAAGGUUGUCGGAAGGGCGGUCACGUUCCAAGAGAAGUAUUGGGCAAUCGAUUGGCACCUCGGUAUGAAAAUCCCCUGUUGUGGGCCAGUUAUUUUUUUGCGGAAUGAGAGUAGCGGUUACUACCCAUGCGGGGGUAUCAAGACUUACUCGUUUGAUAAGAGCAUGCUUGACGAGGAGUACAUGAGAUUCCAUCUCACGACGUGUUUCAACAUCGACGGUCAUGAGGUGCCUGACAACUACAAGCUCAUGUCUCUCCACGUCGAGAAGUUCCAAGGUUACAGCAUCCGCGCUGCAUCAAUGUCUCCGUUCGACAAGUCGAAGAAGAAGGAUGCGUCGCAGAUAGUGAUGCUCAGGUCGUUCGAGUUCCUCAAACGCGUUAAUUGCUAUAAGGUGUCGAACCAUAUCGUGACGAUUGACAACAACCUGCAGUUGUCAACUCCCUUCGUGCCCUUCGACUGUGAUCUUGGAGAUUUCGCAGACAUGGCGGUAGGCAAGAGUUGUGGGGAGCCGAAAACAUCCGCCCGUAUGAGCAAAAGUGAGGUAGCAUCGACACAGGCAAAGAGCGUGAGCAAAUCAGCUUCUCUGCUCCGGCCGAAGGGUGUGUCUGCGACGCGGGCACCAUCACAUGCAGAAUAUGCGGCACGCGUUUCUUUGACUCCGGCUGGCACUGGCCAUGAGGAUGACGACGAAAACACAGAGGAGGACUCGCGCUUCAGACAGUGGGACGGUGGGCAGUGGGCCGAUGGCAAUGACGUGAAAGACACAGAAGGGGACGACGCCGAACAACGGUUCCGCGACGGUGCACACGAUGAAGAGGGAAGCUUGGAGGAUGACUUGGCCGAAGACGAUGGUAGUGAAGGCCAAGAGGAUGGUGGUCACAAAGACGAUGGGAGUGAAGAAGAAGAAAAUGAGGAUGCAAGUGACGAAGACGCCACAAAACGGGAAGACAACUACGAAGGGGGGAGCGAAGGAGAUGAGGGUGGGGCGGACGACGACGACGGCGGGAAUAGAGGGUCGCAGAAAAGGCAGGAACAGUCUUCCCAUGCCACAAGUCAUGACGGUCCAUCAGAAGAUGACGAUGUGUUGCAUGGCACACAGAGGUCUGUGUGCAUGCGCAAGUGGAAAAUGAGAUGUGAGAAAGCAGAGAAAGAGAAGUGGAGACAAGCUAAGCUCAUCAGCCUACAGGCCUCAAAGGAGGCUUACAAUAAAUCCUUAGAGGCCCAAUCCGCUAAACCAACAAAGGAAAAACGUGUACGAACUCGAUCUUCCCAGAGACCGAAGAAGAAAGCAAAGGCCGAGGAGAAAAAGGAAGUGGCGGACUCUGGGGACAAAGCGGCAGGGGUCGAUCCGAGACAUACAGCGUCAAAGCCGAGAGAGUUGACCAACGACACUAUCGACACCACGAGAUGUUUUUUCCUAGAAUACGACGAGGACGGCAAUGUGAUAGAUCGGCCUACCCAAGUGUUCGUUGACGUGGUCAAAAUACUGUCCAACCCUUCGGAAGGCGUGCAAUACAACCACAGGCCGUUGAACGAGAUGUUUGUCACCUCCAUCAGGGACGUAAUGGAACACCCGGAAAAGCAGAAGGAGUGCGACAGAAACACGUGGAUUCUUGCUCCUGUCGCUGAAGUGCAGAAGGAUGACCGGAAACAGUGGGAAUGCGUGAAGCCGGAAGAGUGGGAUGAUGACAAGGUUGCCUCCUACCAUUGGUACACAGUCGCCGACCAAUAUACAGCGGAGGCAGCAAAGAGCCUGAUCGAUGCAAAAUCGUCUGCUGACCACAAGUGGGGCGUGCAUUAUUGGAAGGCGCGGGUUGUGUAUUUUGACGACGACCAUUUGGAGGGGUAUGCGUACAUCUCCACGUUUGACAACACCAGGGAGACACGUGCUAUCCCGUCGUCGUUUCAAAUGGUUAACCAGUCGUUGGCGAAAAGAUUUGUGAGGAAUUGGUCAAGCCUUUUGAGGUCUUACAUGUGUCUUGCGGCGAGCAGCAGAGUUGUGUGGAAUCUGGUUGAAAAGUUCUUUGACAAAUGGGAAAAAGGCGAACUUUCAUGGCAGGACGGCGUGAGACCAGUGGAUCAGGAAGGGAAAGCAGGCGAGGCAGCAGGACCGAGCCCUGCAGCGAAGACGGUGAAAGGCAAAAAGGUGUUGGUGCACUACGUCCAGUCCAACAAAAGUUCGUCGGGUUUUUAUGUUUGCAUCAAUGAUCCCUUCGCGAGCGCAUGGAAGGUGUUCGACGAUUUCACAUCAAGGGAGAAGGAAAUGACCCUCGAGAAAAUACUUGCGGAACACGUUGUUGUCACGAGCGGAAGGACAUUUGUGAAAAAACUGAUGAACAUGCAAGACCUAUACGUGGAGGUGAGAAGGGAGAGAUAUAUGAUUCGCAUGUUUAAUUAUAUCCUCUUCAAGAUAGAGCAGAGGUCGAAGGAGGAGUUGAAUGACAAGUUCUUCUUUGGCUACGAUACCAUAAUGAGGCUGUUUGCACUGCGAGGGUUGACGACGGAGAAAUGGGAAGAAACCAAGUCCAAGAUCGUAGCAGAGAAGACUAUCAAUGUCCCAAAAUGAUUGGGCGGCCUAGAUGAGGCAAAACUAGGAAAAGAGAAUGUCGGGAAGCACAAGGUGACGACUGCAAUAUAUAUAGUGUGUUCGUACUUCCUCAAGCUUUUCGUGCAUGAGAUUCUUGACGCAGUUGACCAAUUGAGGGAUGAGCUGAGGCGAAUCAGCUCAAAUGCUCAGCACAUAAUGUGGGACAAGCGCAAAGAUCACACGACGUAUCUUCCUGUCUGCAUCACACCUAUGGGACACACUGCACCCGGCAAAAGAUUUGACUCGUGCCGUGAGAAAGCUGAGCUAUCACCUUGCAGUAUUGAACUUGGCUCCGUUGAGGAAUCUCGACGCAUGAAACGAG
This is a messenger RNA of Chara braunii, 3718 nucleotides long. Lineage: Eukaryota; Viridiplantae; Streptophyta; Charophyceae; Charales; Characeae. The record is from the annotation of a GenBank genome assembly.